AUGGAGAACCUGAAAAACAUUUGGAAACCGGAACUAUAUCGAAUACAAAUGGAGGCGCCGAAGCCUAAACGUGUGGUUUGCGAUAAUUUGGAGGAUAGACCUGAGUUUUACGGCCGCGAAUACCACGGUGUAAUGAGUCAUAAGGAAGCGACGGCAAUUCUCGAAAAUGAGCCUAAUGGCGCCUUUCUAAUUAGGAAAGGUAGUCAGAAUAAUGAUUUCUAUACGUUAACUUUAAAGUUCGAUGACAAAAUCCAUCAUUACAAACUAUAUUAUGACGGUUCACAUUACAUUGGUACGAAACAUUACGAGACUAUCUAUGACCUGGUGGCGGAUGGGCUCGUCACAUGUCAUAUGGAACUGAAAGCUCACCACAUUGUUGAAAUGAUCAACUCACGAGCGAGCUACCCAGAGAGUCCCUAUGUCACUCUAAACAGGCGCAAACUUAAUACUUUGUCCAGAAUGCAGCAAGCAUCAAACAACUCAAGCCCAAUUAUAAUAAGGACUGAAACCAAAGCUAUAAGUGAAACGGAUGGACUGAAGAAACCUCCGUUUGAUCUCACGCCUUCCAUAGAGGAGAAUCCUUUAGUUAUGAAGUAUUCAAAGUCACAUACUUUCAAAGUGCACACAUUUAAAGGCCUAAAUUGGUGCGAAUUGUGCGCAAAUUUCCUUUGGGGAUUCACGGCACAGGGUGUUAAAUGUGAAGACUGCGGCUUUAUAGCACACUCAAAAUGUUCAGAACGGGUCCCAAAUCACUGUGUGCCAGAUUUAAAAAAAUUACGAGGUGUCUUUGGUAUAGAUCUGACUACGUUACUCAAUGCCCACUCCAGUACGUUGCCAUUCGUCGUUAAAAAGUGUGUGAAUGAGAUAGAAGAUAGAGGUAUGGAUUCAGAGGGGAUAUACAGGGUUUCCGGAUUCGCUGAUGAAAUUGAAGCUUUGAAGCUAGCGUUUGAUCGAGACGGCGAGGCAGCUGAUUUGAGCGUAUACAGUAACAUCAACGUGGUGGCUGGUACACUGAAGCUGUACCUACGACUUCUGCCGGUACCAUUGAUAACGUAUGAAGUCCAUCCCAAACUCGUACAAGCUAUACAGAUGAAAACACAAGCACAGCAGAUAACGUCGCUCCGAGAGUGUUUGGACUCCCUCCCGCCCGCACACUUCAACUGCCUGCAAUACAUGGUCCAACAUUUACAUAGAGUAUCGCAACUAGCAGACGUGAACAAAAUGAGUGCUCACAACUUGAGUACAGUAUUCGCUCCUACAUUGGUCGCUACGCCGCCCGCCAUCACAGACCUAGCGUUCGAGAUCCGCGCCCUACAAGUAUUAAUCGAACAUUGCCCACAAAUAUAUUACGGUAACAAAUGA
Molecule: messenger RNA, 1362 nt
Organism: Spodoptera littoralis (African cotton leafworm)
Lineage: Eukaryota; Metazoa; Arthropoda; Insecta; Lepidoptera; Noctuidae
Source: the annotation of a GenBank genome assembly